Messenger RNA from Raphanus sativus (radish), 1309 nucleotides. RefSeq names its product endonuclease 4. Gene Ontology annotation, molecular function: endonuclease activity; nucleic acid binding. The transcript has 10 exons. The record is from RefSeq and is a predicted model, not a curated record. NCBI's taxonomy places the organism in Eukaryota, Viridiplantae, Streptophyta, Magnoliopsida, Brassicales, Brassicaceae. Gene Ontology annotation, biological process: DNA catabolic process. The coding region runs from base 182 to 1105 and encodes 307 amino acids.
GACUAUGUUAUUUCAUUUUAUGCCAAUUGGUUUUGAAACGAAUUAUAUAUAUAUAUUUACUUUGAGCUUAUUCGAUGAUAAGAACAAAAAAAGAGAGUAGAUUUUGAGCUUAAAUAUAAAAAUUUCCAGAGCCGAGCAGGUGAACCAAUUGUGGAAGAGCAAGAUCAAAACUUUGUGAAGAAUGAAAUCGUCGCUGCUGCGACUGUGGUUUGCGAGAGUAAUCGUGCUUACACAGCUCAUCCACGGAGCUUUGAGCUGGGGCAAAGAAGGUCACUACACCGUCUGCAAAAUAGCCGAGAGCUACUUUGAGGAAGAAACUGUAGCUGCAGUGAAGAGACUGUUACCUGAAUCAGCUCAAGGAGACUUAGCAUCUGUUUGUUCAUGGCCUGAUGAGAUUAAACACCAUUGGCAAUGGCGUUGGACUAGCCCUUUACACUAUGUUGACACUCCUGAUUACAGAUGCAACUACCUGUAUUGUCGGGAUUGCCAUGAUACUCAUAAGCAUCAGGACCGGUGUGUGACUGGAGCCAUUUUUAAUUACACGAUGCAGCUUAUGUCUGCUUCUGAAAACUCCCGGAGGAUAGUCCACUACAACUUGACAGAGGCUCUCAUGUUCUUAUCACAUUAUAUCGGAGAUGUUCACCAGCCGUUGCAUGUUGGUUUCCUGGGAGAUGAAGGUGGAAACACGAUAACAGUGCGGUGGUACCGUCGGAAAACAAAUUUGCACCAUGUGUGGGAUAACAUGAUAAUUGAGUCUACUCUUAAAACAUACUACAAUAAAAGUCUUCCGCUCAUGAUUCAAGCACUUCAAGCCAAUCUCACGCAUGGCUGGUCAAACGAUGUUCCGUCGUGGGAAUCAUGUCAACUUAACCAAACGGCCUGUCCAAAUUCUACGGUUGUGGAUGUGUUCAGGUAUGCAUCUGAAAGCAUAAGUCUGGCUUGCAAGUAUGCUUACAGAAACGCUACCCCAGGGACUACUUUAGGAGAUGACUAUUUUCUCUCUCGGUUGCCUGUUGUGGAGAAGAGACUUGCACAAGGUGGGAUUCGCUUGGCGGCCACUCUUAACCGUAUCUUUUCUUCAAAACCUAAGCUUGCUGGAGCUUGAAAACUAAGUAAAAGGGAUGCUCAGUAUGAUGCAGUCACACUCUAUUAGCUCAUUAACUCAAAAAAAUGUUUUUAAUUACGUUUUGUGCCAUGGCUUUUGUUUUAGUUUAGUUUAACUAGAAUAAGAAGUAGUCGAUAGCAUGCAUCAAGUAACUUUGUAGAAAACAGCAUAUUUCACUGAAAUCACAAAUCUUGAUUACAAGUA